AUGAUGUCGACCCAACCUCCAGAUACCGCAACAAAGGCAAAGUCGCGACGAUCGUUGCUCUCUUCCUUCCACUUCGGAUCUUCCUCCUCAUCAGCAUCAUCCUCUACACCCGCAGCCACCCCUUCGUCUCGAGUGGCGCCCUCUUCUUCUGGUACAGAGCCCGACUACUUUGCCACCGUUCAUGUGCCCGAUUCGAACGCUCCAAACCCGGGCGCCGUCCGCAUUGCGAGCCCGUUCGCGCUCGCAACACCGCUGGUUUCUAGCUCCGGCGCACGCGUGCCAUCUCGACCCAGUGGAGCUGACGCAAACUCGAACGACACAGAGUCUCAUCCUUGGGCCAAGCUUUUUCCUGAUGGAGGCAUGGCCACAGCUCUCCCAGAAGGCUUUCGCAUGGGAAAGCUCGGCGUGCCGCCCACGCCGGCUGCCAACGCUACCUCGGUCGCGAACAAAAUGAAGCUCCCCGGCUCAAGCUCUGCUGCAGCUUCGAAGUUUGCAACCAGUCUCCAAUUGCCCGCCAAGCACAAAGGCGCAUUCUCUUCCAGCGCCUCUUUGCCUCUGCCUGCGUCCGCUGCCUCCUCCAACAUGAAAGGCAACGCUUCUUCGGGCGAUCUCUCCAAGUUCAAAGCUUUGGAUGUGGACGGCCUCGCCCAGGUAUUAACGCCACCCUCCUGGACAAAGCAGAGCAAAGCCGCCUCCGGCAGCACUCAACCCGCGACGCCCGAAGACGUCCUCAUUCUCGACAUUCGCCCCUCCACCUCGUACUCCAUGGCUCGAGUGGCGUCCAGCAUCAACAUUUGUGCUCCCAGUACUCUUCUCAAGCGCCCCGCCAUCACCGUGGAGCGCAUCGAGGACGAGAUGCUUAGUAGCACGCAAGAUCGACGCCGUUUCAUGCGCUGGCGCAAGGGCCCGCUCAGGCCUAAAUCGGAUGCCAAGCCAGGUGCAACCGACGAGGCUUCGCUCGACGCCGUCCGUAAGCGCGGUGCUACCAUCAGCCUCCCCGACGAGCCUGGCGUCAACAAGAUCAUUGUUCUUGACACCGAUACAACUCGCAUCGACGGCGCAGGUAAUGCCACUGCCGGUGGCGGGGGUCCUUGUCUCAUCGGCGUGCUGAAAAAGUUUGAAGCAGCUGGCUUUGCCGGUGAGCUGUGCUGGCUUGUCGGCGGCUUCAAUCGGCUCGCUCGCUCCAAGCAGGCGCAAGAGUUCAUCGACACUGGCGCACGCAACACGCCCUCCGAAAGCGACAGUUCGAGCAGUGUCGACUCGAACCGGACAGAGAAGCAGGCUGGCGUUCAAAGUCGCAAGCCGCCUAGCCUUUCCCUCAACGGCGUUCUUGGAACCCCCUCUUUCGACAGUCCGUCUGCAUCAUCCGAUGAAGAGCGCAAGUCGCUUGUACAGCCGAGAGGACUGCCAAUGGAGGCUUUCCAAACGCAAAGCACUGUCGCAGGCUGGCCCGGUUCAUCCACGUCGCCAGUCAAAGAUACAAAGCAAGGCGCCGCCGAUGGCUUCAAAUUCAACUUGGCAAGCCGUCAGCAGGACUCGAAUGGUGGCAAGAACGGCAACAACGGCCCUCAGCGAUCUAGCAAUGCUUGUGCCAAUCCGUUCUUUGACAACAUUCGUCAGAACCGCGAACUGCAGCACGGCAUCACCGAGAAGAUCCCAAUGGAGUUGCCCAGUAUGAGCGAGUCGCAAGUCGUUCAGUUGCCUCCCUUCCUGCAGAAGCUGGCACACAUGUCGGAAGCCGAUCGCGCCCAUACUCUUGCUCAGGCCUUUUUCGAUGUCGAGAAGGCCGAGCAGAACCGACUGAUCGCCACCAUGCAACAGCAUUCGGCAGAAUCGGAUCACGACCCUCGCUCCAAGGACCUCGCCAGCGCACAGGCUGCGGCACUGCUCAAGCAAUCAUCGUCCGUUUCGGGCGCUCAUCUCGAUCCCAACUCUCAGGCUUUCCCCUUCAGCAUUGCUGCUGCGCUCGAACGCGGUGCCGACAACCGCUACAACAAUAUCUGGACCUACGAGCACAGCCGUGUGCGCCUCGCCAAGCCGCAGUCGGCUCACGACGCCGGUUCCGAUUACCUCAACGGCUCCUUUGUCGAACCGCCCCGCCGAUUUGGCAGCAAGCGCCGCUACAUUGCAACCCAAGCGCCGCUGCCAAGCACCUUUGAUGCCUUCUGGACCGCUGUGUGGGAGCAGAACAGCCGCGUCAUUGUCAUGCUCACCCGUGAACACGAGAGCGGGCGUUUGCAGAGUCAUCCGUACUGGCUCAACACUGCCUAUGGUGAUUCGAUGCGACUCAACAAGCUCGAAGAGGUCGUCCUGGACGAGGCUGGACAGACGAUGCGUCCCGAAGAGUGCAACGGUGUGCUCAACAACGACAAGCAGCAAGACGGAGGAGCCCUGUUCCCGACCAUGCCAUCGCAGACCGCCUCGCAGCAACCCUCUAGCCAGAAUGACAAGCGCGAGCCUACCACUGUGCGCAGGACCUUCCUGCUCAAGAACCUGUCGGACCCACAGGCGGCACCUCGCAGGAUCGUGCAGUUGCAGUACAUUGCAUGGCCCGACUACCACAUUCCUGAGACGCCCGAGUCGCUGCUGACGCUCAUGGAUCUCGCCGAUUCUGCGCAGAACGCCGCUGACUCUGAAGUCAGCAGGUCGAGAGGCAGGGGCAGAGCCACGUCGGCUGGUCCGAUGGUUGUGCAUUGCUCGGCAGGGGUCGGCCGAACGGGUGCCUUCAUUGUGAUUGACGCUGCCCUUGAUGUGCUUCGUCGAGUCCGACGCAGGCAGAAGACGAACGGCAGCGCCUCAGAGCCUGCGCCAUGGGACAACAAUCUCGCUGCGGCCGUUCGCUCGUCGAUGGCGGACGGAACUCCCGAGGUGGAGAUGGCUCCCUCUUCGCCCCUCGGUGACCGCUUCCCGCGCACACCCAGACGCAGCCUGAAGCGCGAAUUGUCCCCCACUGGCAUGGACAUCGACUCUGGAAGCAACCACGGUGGCAGCAGCAGCUCGGCGCGCGACCUGAGUUCGCCUCCGCCCAUGUUUCGCACUCGAUCCAAUGAAAGCGGCGAUGAGUCGGCGGGCAACCUCAGCAGCAGCUUGAGCAGCACAGGCAGCUAUAGCAACCGCAUCGCAAGGGCUGACAACGGCGCGAACGUGAGGAGCGAGGCAGGAGAUACACCGAUGCGCUCCACUCAAUCGAUGCAGGCCUCUGCGCCUGGCGGCGACAAGAGCAGCUUCUCGAACCCGUUCACCUCGCCGACGUUCCGCUUCAACCCGCUUGCCACCGCCAGAGUGCGAAACGCGAGCAGUGCGAUGCAGAACGCCUCCAGCCACGAUUCGGCCAUCACCUCGCCUCGACAACAGCCGCAGCAAGAUGGAGGAUCGGGCAGCAGCGUCUACGAUACGAAUCUCACGCUGUCGCCUCCGCGACCUGGUGCGAUGCAGCUGUCAUCGCAAGACGCCUGGCGUCAAGCCUCGUCGCCGUUCUCGGAGGUGUCCACGCCGUCGUUCCACGGCGGUGGAUCAGCCAGGUCGUCCUUCUCGUCGGCGGCGGGCGUGCACUCUCGUCUGUCCAGCUCCAAUGGUCUUUCGCCGAGCGGCUCGGACUCAGGUGCGCAGUCGAUCGACGAAGCUCUCAUGUCGGCUAUGAAUCCGUUCGACCUCAGCAUCGCUCAGCAGAGCCAGGGUCAGAGCUCGGUUGCCGACGACAGCAAGAUGAGUGAAGCCACCACUGCUGCCACUGGCGAUGCAUCCACCUCGACCAUUACGGGCAGCAACGAGCCCACGCCCUUCGACGCCUCUGCGACCUCGAGCAUCUUUGGAUUCGAUCGUCAUCACAAACCUCUUGCGACCAGCCGAGGCGAGAGCAUGUCGGCGUCCAACUCGGCCGGCUCGACGAGCUCGUUCGAUGUGCACACUGCCGGUACGCCCAAUACCUCGGCCCAUUCGACACCUGCCAACCACGAGGAGGCGCAGGUGCUGGAGGCAAGGGACUAUACAAGGCUGGAGUCGAACAGUCAGGCGGCCGACGAGGCGUACGUUCAGGGGGAAGAUCUCAUCAAGACCAUCGUCGAGGGCGUACGCGAGCAGAGGAUGUCGUUGAUCCAGACGGGUAGGCAGUUUGUUUUCGUCUACUCGGCGGUCCUAGCUGGCCUGCUGAGGGAUUUGCGCUCCGAAGGGGUCGUUUAG
Kalmanozyma brasiliensis GHG001 is the source of this 4179-nucleotide messenger RNA. Its product is annotated as Protein-tyrosine phosphatase, receptor/non-receptor type. The record is from RefSeq and is a predicted model, not a curated record. Gene Ontology annotation, molecular function: protein tyrosine phosphatase activity. Lineage: Eukaryota; Fungi; Basidiomycota; Ustilaginomycetes; Ustilaginales. The transcript has a single exon. Bases 1 to 4179 code for a protein of 1392 amino acids. Gene Ontology annotation, biological process: protein dephosphorylation.